This is a messenger RNA of Sordaria macrospora k-hell, 2538 nucleotides long. The record is from RefSeq and is a predicted model, not a curated record. Lineage: Eukaryota; Fungi; Ascomycota; Sordariomycetes; Sordariales; Sordariaceae.
AUGAGUUCCCCGCUUCGCGACAACCCGUCCUCUGCCAACCGCGGCACCGUUCCCAGGGCCACCCGCAAGCGUGCGCGCAACGAUAACGAUGGUGCUUCCUCGCUUCCCCGUGCUUCAAGCCCCGUCAUGCCUUCUUCUCCUCCUGCCUUCCCAGUCGCCCAUGGCGUAGACGAGGACGACGAUAUCGAAGAGGACGUUGCCGCUGAGCUCGAAGACGACAUUGACGACCUUGACGAAUUGGCCGAAGACGAUGUAGAUCUGUUCCGCGAAGGCUUCGAGCGCGAUUAUAGGGAAAGAGACCAAAACGACGCCUACGAAGGAAUUGACAUCGACGAUGAGGAAUACGAGGGCCUCGACAUUGCCGCAAGGCGCCGCCUCGAAGCCAAGUUGGCCCAGAGAGACCGUCAAGUGAGAAUGGGAAUGGGCACCACAUACCUUCCCGGUGAAGACGACGAUGGUGAUAUCGACCUCACCAACCUGGAACGCCGCCGAAGAAUCCGCUACAAUGAAGACCCCGACGUGGAUAUGGACGGUGACAUCAUGGACUCAGAGCUCCCUCUUGAGGCCCUGAUGGACGUCAAGGCUUCCAGCUUGAGCGAGUGGAUCUCAGUCCCGGCUGUCCAGAAGACCAUUCGCAGAGAGUUCAAGGCUUUCCUUACAGAAUACACCGACGAGAGCGGUUCGUCCGUCUACGGCAACCGCAUUCGUACCCUCGGUGAGAUCAACGCCGAGUCUCUCGAGGUUUCCUACGAACACCUCGCUACGGCCAAGGCCAUCCUCGCCUACUUCCUCGCAAAUGCGCCAACCGAGAUGCUCAAGCUCUUCGACGAGGUUGCCAUGGAAGUCGUCCUUCUCCAUUAUCCCGACUACGAGCGCAUCCACGCCGAGAUCCACGUCCGUAUCUUCGACCUUCCCAUCCACUACACCCUCCGUCAGCUCCGCCAGUCGCAUCUCAACUGCCUCGUGCGCGUGAGCGGUGUCGUCACCCGCCGUACCGGUGUCUUCCCCCAGCUCAAGUACGUCAAGUUCGACUGCACCAAGUGCGGCGUCACUCUCGGUCCCUUCCAGCAAGAGUCCAACGUCGAAGUCAAGAUCACCUACUGCCAAUCCUGCCAGUCCCGCGGCCCCUUCACCCUGAACUCCGAGAAGACCGUCUACCGCAACUACCAAAAGCUCACCCUGCAAGAAUCCCCCGGCACCGUUCCCGCCGGUCGUCUGCCCCGCCACCGCGAGGUGAUCCUCCUCUGGGACCUGAUCGACAAGGCCAAGCCCGGCGAGGAAAUCGAAGUCACGGGCGUCUACCGCAACAACUACGACGCGCAGCUCAACAACCGCAACGGCUUCCCCGUCUUCGCCACCAUCCUCGAAGCCAACAACGUGGUCAAGUCCCACGACCAGCUCGCCGGCUUCCGCAUGACCGAGGAAGACGAGCACGAGAUCCGCCGCCUGUCGCGCGACCCGCACAUCGUCGACAAGAUCAUCAACUCCAUCGCCCCUUCCAUCUACGGGCACACCGACAUCAAGACCGCCGUGGCUCUCUCACUCUUCGGUGGCGUCGCCAAACAAGUCGGCGCCCAUCACAUCCGUGGCGACAUCAACGUCCUCCUCCUCGGCGACCCCGGUACCGCUAAAUCGCAAGUCCUGAAAUACGCCGAAAAAACCGCCCACCGCGCCGUCUUCGCCACCGGCCAAGGUGCUUCAGCCGUCGGUUUAACCGCCUCCGUCCGCCGCGACCCGCUUACCAGCGAAUGGACCCUCGAAGGCGGCGCUUUGGUUUUGGCCGACAAGGGCACCUGCCUAAUCGACGAGUUUGACAAGAUGAACGACCAAGACCGCACGUCCAUCCACGAAGCCAUGGAACAGCAAACCAUCUCCAUCUCCAAAGCGGGUAUCGUCACCACGCUGCAGGCGCGCUGCGGCAUCAUCGCGGCCGCUAACCCCAUCGGCGGCCGGUACAACUCCACUAUUCCCUUUUCUGCGAACGUGGAGCUCACCGAGCCCAUUCUUUCCCGUUUCGACAUCCUUUGCGUCGUGCGCGACACCGUCGAGCCGGAAGAAGAUGAACGCCUGGCAAGGUUCAUCGUGGGCUCGCACUCGAGGAGUCAUCCGUUGAUGAAUACCCAGGAUGCCAACGGCACCGGCGGUGACUCGAUGGAGGUCGAACAAGACACGCAGGCAGCGGGCCAGGAAACUCAGCAAACGGGUGAACACGGCCGCAAAAAAGGAGGGAGAAAUCCCACAGGAGCUGUUGAGGAAGUCCGUCACUUAGAAGCCAUCAUCCGCAUUUCCGAAUCCUUCUGCCGCAUGCGUCUCUCCGAGUACUGUUCCGCCCAGGACAUUGACCGCGCUAUCGCCGUGACCGUCGAGUCCUUUGUCGGCUCGCAAAAGGUCAGCUGCAAGAAGGCGCUUGCCAGGGCUUUUGCCAAGUACACGCUUAACCGGCCUGGUACUAAUGUUGGCAAUGGCUCUGGGUCUGGUACCUCGCAGCAGGGGAGACGUGGUGGUGCUGGUAGGAGGGGUGUGAGGGCUGCUGCUUAG